Brugia pahangi is the source of this 1590-nucleotide messenger RNA. NCBI's taxonomy places the organism in Eukaryota, Metazoa, Nematoda, Chromadorea, Rhabditida, Onchocercidae. The record is from the annotation of a GenBank genome assembly.
AUGUCGGCCAGUAUAAUUAUUCAAGCUACACCAGUAAAAGCGAAUCUCGAGGGACUCCUCGAUGAAAUACAACAAUUGGAUCUAACUCCGUUAGACCAAAAAGCGACAGUAGAAGUAUUGUGCCAGCAAUACGAAGCAAGGGCAAGGAUCAUCAAAGAAAAGUUGAUGCGCCUCGAAAAAUACGUUGGCACUCUUGAGAAGAUCAACGACAAAUGGUUGGAACACAUUCAACUAGCCCCAAUGUCGCAAAAGAAAAAAGAAGAAGAAAAAUACGAACAAAUGGCAAAUGACGAUAGAGGUAUUUUAAAAUUAAUUAACAUAGGUACGGAUACCAUUAUAACCUUAUCUAUGUACAAGGAUGAUACAGAGUUAGCCCUUAAACGUCUAGCACAAAUUAAAGAACCUAGCUUAACUGAAUGUCGUCCAGUAGUAAAUUUACCACAAUUGUCGUUACCAACGUUUAGUGGAGACCCUAAAACAUGGAGAGAAUUCUGGAGUAGUUUCGAAGCCUCCGUACACUCUCAAAACAUACCAGAUAUCCAAAAAUUAAAUUACUUGGUUUCUUGUUUAAGAGGAAACGCCCUACAGCUAAUAAGAGGUUACGAUAGGGCACCUGAAAGCUAUAGAAUUAUAAGAGAAUUAUUAGUGGAGAAAUUUGGUCGUGUUUCCACUAUAAGAAAAUUACUUUACAAUGAACUCAUAUCUACAAAACGAAACAACCGAGACUGGAAAACAAUAAUCGAAGAAAUGGAGAGAGUUCUAAGGCAGUUAGAAGCAAUUGGCGAAAACGUAGAGCAACCUACCAUCGAAACGAUAAUAGAAUCCAAAUUGCCAAACUGGAUAUUAAACCAGGUUUAUCAACAAAAAGAAGAAGAUGGCCAGUGGUCCGUAACAAAACUUCGACAGCUUCUCAGGAAGACAAUUAAUAGAAACGACCAGGUAAUGGAAUGGCAAUACUUGGAUAACGUCAGUCGUAAAAAUUUAAUUAGACGUCAUCCUAACGCAAGCACUCCAGAAAAUUCAGCAUUGAUUGCAAUAAAACAAUCAAAGCAAAUCAGAGGAACGGCUUCAGCCGAAAAGAACCAGCUAAAUGAAGAGAAUCCAAAUUGGUCGACAAAUAAGAAAAGGAGACCCUGUAUCUUCUGCAAUAACAAUCACUGGGAUAGCAAGUGCCACAUAUAUUCCACAGUGGAGCAGCGAAUUGAUCGAUUGAAGGAAAUCAAUGUUUGCUGUAAUUGUUUUAAAUCUGGACACAACGAGCUCAACUGCAUAAAAAGAGCAAGUUGUUUUUAUUGCAAAAAAUCCCACAAUAGCGCCCUUUGUACCACUAAGACUCGUGAUUCUGGGAAGAUUGUUGCCAAAAAUGCAAACAUAUCUGUUAAUUCAACUAAGAAAGUUGAAAAGAAACGAGUACUGCUUUUAUGUAAAGAAAUUAAUGUCUUUAAUCUUGAUAAACCUAAACAUCAAGUACAAGCUUUAGUACUGUUUGACGUCGGCGCAGAUGCGAUCUUUAUCUCACAAAGGCUAGCUCAUCGACUAAAUCUCCUAGAAACUGAUUACACAAGACGAAAAAUGUAUCACAAACAAUAG